AGGUCCAGUAAGGGUCAUCCCUUAAUAGAGAGUUUAAGCUUCGCGCUAUACGCUAUACGUCAAACGCCACGCAAAGAAAAAUAUUACGGUAUGACGCAAUAAAGAGUAAAUGAACUUGCUGCAGUACAUGUACAAAACUGAAAUACAUCAUUACUCUUUCGACGCAAGAAAGAAAAUAUGAAACGAAAACGUUCAACAAAAAUUUUGCCAAGAAAGUUCGAACCUCAUGUCGUUCCCGGAAACGUGAAUUACUGGAGGAAACCUAACUAAACUAACUUUAUUUACACAGGAUGGCUCUAUUAGUUUUAAACUGUUCUUCUUGGAGAUCCGGUACGGCUAAGGAUCAUGUCUUAUUAAUCCAGUGUUACUACUAAACUAAACUAAUUUUAAGGAUGAGUAGCAUGCACACCCGCUCACUUAGGAAGACUGGAUGAUUCAUUUAAUAAAACUUUUAUCGCAGUUUUGAUAAACAAUCAAAAUGAUAUUUGAAAGUUGACUUAGUUUAGUUUGAUUCAAGUAGCAGUACAAAGUUCACAGUUCAAACAAUCUUUUACAGUCGGGAAAAAACUCGUGACAUGAUUCAUCCGGCAUGAACAACCCCUAAUACUACAAAUACCCUGAAAAGUAUAAACUUAGUCAAGUACUACUGCUUUGACGCAAAUACAUACGCACUCAGUAAUCAAUAUGCGAAUUUAUAAGAAUAACUUUAUCGCGUAGAUUGACAUUUUAAUGAGCCAUUCAGAGCAUAUGUUUAAAGUCACUUGGCGGCAACAAAAUUUUUUAUGUCUGACUUUGCUAUUAUUACCUUGGCUAAUGCAUUCUUGCAUCACGACAUGUGUGCCGAACGACGCGCUCUGCUGCGUCUAGUGUUUCUUUUUAAAAACGAUUGUCGUCGCUUGCAUCUGACGCGGACAGUUGGGCGUUUUUUGUAGGCAAAAAUGUCGUCAGGAAGUAAUUGCUCACUUCUUUAUAAACUGACGAAUCCUAAUCUUGUUGGGGCAGUUCAGACACAAAGUACGACAGCUUAUCUCGCACGGCUUAUCUUGUGCCAUAUAUUACAUACAUAAUUCGCAACAAUUAUCCAAAUCGCACUAAAAGGUUUUUUUUUUACGAGGGAUACAAAGAUUGCGAGAGCAAUUUCAGAAAUUUUGUAUCACUUAAAUGUGUCUUCGUCUGCCAAAUUUCGGCUAUAAUCCAUUCCACAGGCCGACAGACGUGUGGUUUUUGGUGUGAGAUGGCUUAAAAUUGGCAAUAACAAGCUAGCAUGCGGCGAAUUUUGGAUACUCUCAAACAUCGCUAGCAGGUAGCAUGUUUAAGACCUGCUAAGAAGCAAUACCGCUUGUAUGUGCGCACAUUUGACACAGCAUUUUCAAUGACGUACUCGCUUUUUCCCCAUGUAGAAAUAUAGCCAAACGAAGCCCAUUUCUCGAUGGAUGUUUGCUCGAGAAAACCUAAUAUUAAACUUGAUCGAUUUUCUAUCAGCCAGGCAACAGAAACCGAGAAUUCCUUGGCAAGGGUUUUGAAAUUCCUCAGUUUUCCAAAAAUUCCGUACGUUACGUUUCUGUAAUUUUUGCUUAAUUAAAGUGACACUGACCCCAAAUCUAAUUUUGGCAUGGGAUAUCAUUAUAGUAGUACAUCUUUUCCGACAUGUGAGAAGAAGCUCUAACACUUUUUUCUUAGAUAGAAAUAGUUCAUCAGUGGCUCUCUUUUGUCCCAAAAUUACUGGUGAAUAACUAAUGUCGUCAUACCAAUGUGGUGUCAUUAUUUUGCGUAUAAAAGUUCCAAAACUCGUUAUGGGAAGGGUUCGAGUCUUCGAGAAGCUAUAUCUUUCGAGCUAUACACAUGCUAAGACGUUUACUUGAUAGUUAAGCCAGUUCGAUAUGUGAAUAAUUUGACAGAUGAAAGAAAUCUCAUCUCGUUAUAAAUAUGCAAGAUUUUUUAAAACAGUAGCUGUAGUUAUAGCGAACUACAUUUUGCCUAAAAGUAGCCAAGUAGUUGACUACUUUUCAACUGACAGCGAAUCGCUAUUCGCUACUUUUUAAAAUUGUUAGCAACUUGAUAGAAUAGCAUGUUAUUGAGACACGGUUUGCUUAAAGUUAAAAUCAAUACUCAAUAGUCAAUUUGCAUUCUUUGUUUACUGUUGCUACUCGUAAGUCGAUUUGUUAUAGGUUACAUUUCAGCCUGAGUUAGUAGAUGCUCCAAAUACAGUAAAACUAAAAAAUAUAGCGUAGCGAAAUAGCGAAAUACAUUUUUUAAGCAGUAGCUGUAGUCAGUAGCGAACUACUUUUGUUCAAAAGUAGAUGCAGAAGUUGUAGCUGACUACAUAUUUUUGAAGUAGCUGUAGUUAUAGCGAACUACAAAAAUUUGGUAGCCAACCCACCCUUGCAAAUACAACUCACCAACUUAGGAGUUAGAGUUGUGUACUUGAUUUACACAGUACACUCGAGUUUAUAAACAGUGAAAUACAUGGCAUCAAAUUACUUUCUUGUAACUUUGAAAAUGAACAAGAUUAAAACUCGAAAAAUUGUACAUUUUACAAGAGAAUCGUAUUCCAAUAAAAUGUCCGUUAUGCAUAUGUCGCUGAGCUUCAUUUACUGUAUGCGAAAUUCCUGUUUUUAAGGAUCAAUCUUUCAAAGUUAGAUUCCUGCCGGCAGCUGUCGCUUUAUAUUGAAACGACUCCGUAAUAAGACAAAGCAAAUGACAUGUCGGUUGUUAAUUGCUUGCUGGCCUAUCGCGAUGCGUUUAGCCAAUGAGAGCACAGCACUCGGCUAGCAUCCCUGCUGGCAUGAUUCGCAUAACAAAGACACACUUGACUUUCGAAGAGCGAGAGGGCCACUAGAACUUCUCGGGUUACUAAGAACACUGUAUUUUCCCGCUCGCGGCGAACUUUUGAAUAUAAGGAAUGAUGGUCAAUGAUAUUAGGUGAUGGUCAGGCGGUGUAUCUCGGAAAACGGCACGAGGACGGUGCUUUUAAUAAUAUGCUCGAUUAGUUAUCUCCUAGUCGGAGCUGCUGUGUUCAGCGCUCUGGAGUAUGAAGACGAUCAGAAGAGGCGACUUCAAAUUCAAAGGCUUUUCAAACGUUUUCAAGCGAAAUAUAAUAUAACCAAACAGGAUUUUGCUGAAUGGGCCGAAGUACAACGGUAUCAGCGCGGUAUGGAUUCGACGGUCGAACAGUGGAGUUUUGCCGGCUCUGUGUAUUUCGCUACGACAGUUAUAACCACAAUAGGUAUGUCAAUGUAGCCAAAUAAUUAUGCAUACACGUCUCUGUACAGCGAAAGUAAUACGAUAAGUAAAUGGCAGCUUCUUGACAAACUAAUAACGGAUAAAAAUAAAUAGAAGUUUGUUUGCCUGGCGAGCGAAUCGCGUAAGUUUCCCGACAUUUUCUGCCUGACAGCUUUCAAUGUUGCGAACAUGAAUUUCUGAGUGUAAUUAUAUCCAUAGAAAUUCUGUGUUUGAAUAAAUUAGACCAUAUAGGCUCAGUACAAAAAGAUUAUUUUAAUAACUACGUUUCGGAGUAUAACUCCAUCUUCAGGUUAAAAAGUAACUGACAAAACAACGUAUGCCUUAAUCCCCUCUUGUAAGACGAGUGCAAUAUACUUUAUAAUACUUAAGUCUUAACUUAAUAAUGCGUUGUAUGUCACGAUUUUAAGACAGAACUCGUAAAGCAUUCAGUAUCUCAGAGGCCCGAAUUUUUAACAGGCCAUUUGUGUUACACUGCACUUUAAUAGUAGCAUUUAAUAUGUACUGCCAUUAAUACGGUCAAAAUGCUCAGAAGGAUAAAACAUACAUAUAAUAGUUGGGGGGUUUUCACCGGCUUGUCACAGCUUUCGAUAUUACGGUGUUGCACUAAAGGUUGCAGUUGAAUAAUACAAUGACCUCGUUUCCCUAGCGCUUGAAAAAUGCUUAAACGAUUAAUACAGCGAUAAACAUAAAAAUAUUGUCCAGUAUUGCAUUGCGUAGGUUGUAUAAAGGUGUAAAUAGCGCGUUGAUAAUGCAAGGGUAACUGAGCGAAUAAUAAUUAAAAUGUUUAAGACUUAAGUAAAGAAACUUCAUCCCAGUCAAAUAAACAUGCCUUCGGUGUAUUGUUUGACGUUUUUAUGUUAAGUACCGCACUUCAAAAAAACCGGAGUUUCUCGAGAGGUUUUUCAACAUUCAAUGACAAUGUAUUUUUCGUAAGUUACUGAUUGUUUUUUGGUCGCGCUUGUGCGAAUCGAUAUUGCGACAGUUCGUAUCCUAUGGCUAUGGAACCGAGAAGCUACUUAUAAAAAUACUUUUUGUACAUAUUUGUUUUAACGGCAUUGUCUGUGAACAUUCUUCAUGCUCUAAAGCGAUUAAUGCUUGUUUUAAAAGCAUAAAACAUGCAUGUUGUUGGUUUUUAAAUUUUAGCAAGGGCUUAUAUUAAUGUGCGUGUAUAUGCAACGUUUUCGUUCGAAAUUCAAAAGUGUUUUUUUUUCUGUAUUGCUGUUCGCUUGCGACACAUUAUCACAUAUUCUAUGAAAGUGUACAUUUCUCGGGUUCAGUUUUUUCUUGCUUUUUAUAACUAACGGUUUUUCAUGACGUUCAAAACCUUGAAUUGUCUAAAACUAUAUUAAUAUAACAAAUUCUGAUGCGCGCUAUUUGUUUUACUUUUUUUAAAUAUUUGAGGCAGGAUACAGAUUCGAAAAUGAUCGAUUGCUCCGUGAAAUUGCAGCGACGUUAUAUAUCAUGGGAAAUUUGAAAAUGCGUAUUGCAUUAUACGCGUCGUCAUGCAAGCGUCGCAUCACGCCCCCUUGAAAAUCUGCUAUUAUACCUAAAGUUACUGCGCCAAAGCGCGAUCUGGGGAAAUAUUACGAAGCGUCGCGAGCUCUCCUUGUAUUUUUCAAGUAUUUCUGAAUAUGUUAAACCAACUUCUAACAUUGCCUGGCUUUGGUCAUAUAUUUUUGAAUGACAACUGCUCCAUGACAAAAUGUCUUAACUGAUAUAGAUGACACGGCGAUUUGGAAGUGAUAUCUUACACAAUAUCUCACUGAAAACUAAAAAAAAAAUUGUUUGGUUCAGAACUUUAACUAGUGACAUCUGACGUCUGAAAUAACAAAGAUCCCCAUACGUUGACAUCGUUUUUUACGCGCCUCGCGAUACUAUCGUUUGUCGAAUUGUCAGUCCCGCGAUUUGUCAUUCUGGCAUGUGGGAAUUAAUUUUUUAUACUCUAUUUCACGUAUGCCAAAACCCGCAUGUGCAGAACGAUCGUUUUGAGCUAUGCAGUAUAAAUGCCUGUCAAGUGUCAACUGUUAGCUAUACAUAAGUAAGAGGUACCAACAUUUAGCCACGUUUAUUACAUAUGGAUAGAGCUUACAGAUUUAACUACCUUUAAAAAUACAAGUAAAAUUUAUAGUAGUAUAUUUAAUAUAUAUAUAUAUAGAACUUAACCCAUUACUCCAUUAGCUGAAAUAUGUCCAAAUGCAUCUACACCAUAUUUUUUAUGCUAACUAACGUCAAUCGAUUUUACUCAUCAAUGGGGGGUCUUGGCGUUUUAAUGCAGGGUUAACCAAACGAUGUGCAAACGUGCGUUGUUAACCCAUUAAGCUGCAAUUUCGCUCAAAAGCGCCCUACUUUAUUACUUAUCAAUGUCUGACGCCUCAAACGUUAGACAGAGGGGAGAGUCUUUGCGCGUCAUGGGAUUUAAUUACGAACUAAACUAACUUUAUGCAUUCUGGAUAGUUCUAUCAGGUCUCAACUGUUCUCCUUAUAUUCUUUGUUUACAAUCACGUGACUUUUCAUCCAAAUGACGGGCAAUCAAACAACUUGUGGACGUUUUUUCUUCUAUCAGAAUGGUUGUAGCAAGAAAAACUGAACGGUAACUCAUCGUUUGAGUCUUAAACAGUCUCUAACUCGAUGAAUACAUUAUAAUAGCCGUUUUCUGUUCCACCUGCCCGUCAACUGAAAUCCCAAAAUUACGUCAUUGCAAACAAGGAAUUAGAAAUCAAAUGAGGACCAUGCCUGGUUGAUCCAGUGUUACUACAGGAGGAAACCUAAACUGAACUGACUUUAUUUAUACUGGAUAGUUUUAUCACUAGACUGUUCUCCCUAUACAGGUCAAGUAUAGGAAUCAUCUCUUGUUGAUUCAGUGUUACUACGGGAGGAAUCCUAACCUAAACUAACUUUAUGCAUUCUGGAUAGCUCUAUCAGUUCUAAACUGUUCUCCCUAGAGAUCCAGUAGGGAUAAUCUCUUGUUGAUCCAGUGUUAUACUGCAGGAGUAAACCUCAACUAAACUGACUGUAUUUAUUUACACUUGGUCAUUCAAUUGGUUCUAAACUGUCCUCUCUUUGAGGUCCAGUAAGGGCCAUCACUUUUUGGGCAGUCCUUGCUCUUGGUAGCUACAAUGUCAUUAACAAUUUCACAGAAAUACGAUUUUUAUUUGCGAGUCUCUGACGACCGAAGAACUGUGUAAGCUAUAAGUUGUUACGGUCAGCGGUUUCAUUGAUGCAUUGCGUGACAUAUGUGCGCAAAAUAUUCAUAAAUUUUGCUAGUGACUUUGUACUUUUUGCUAUUAACAGUGAAACCUACUAGCACAUGCGUUUCCUAUAGCUACACACAUGAAAACGUGUAAAUUGUUACAGGUCUGCAAACAAGUUGUUACAAAUCUGUAACCGGCAAGCUGUCGACAAGUUGUGUUCACCUUGCUUGUUCCUAGUUGUUGUAACAAGUUUAGAACAAGCUGUUGACAACUUGUAACAAGCUUGAUGGCAUUGUCAGACUUGUUACAAGGUUAUUCAGACAAGUCUGAUGCAGUCAUGAUAUAACAAGGUUGUAACAAUCUUGUUAUAUCAUGACUGUAUUGGACUUGUGGAACAACCUUGCAACAAAUCUGAUAAUAUCAACAAGGUUGUUACAAGUUCUUAACAGCUUGUUCCAAACUCGUUGACAACUUGGGACAAGCAGUGCGAACACAACUUGUUGACGGCUUAUUGGCAGACUUGCUAAAAGAUAUGAGAUUUUUGCGUGUGUGUAGACCAUUGUCCCGCUUCCACUAAAAUAUUUUGUUCCUCAUAGGCUAUGGACAUACAGUACCUCGAACUAACAGAGGCAAGAUGUUUUGUAUAUUAUAUGCUACAAUUGGAAUACCACUGGCAAUCACAGCUUUACAAUCAAUCGGAGAACGUUUUAACGCACUGGUACGAUACAGUUAUCGAAUCUUCAUGCGUCGACUGGGCAAGAAACGCGAAAUCAGUACAAACAGUAUGGCUGCAGUGGGCCUAGUUGGUUUAGCUAUAACAGUAUGCUUCGGUGCGGCAAUAUUUAGCUACUACGAGCACUGGAACUAUUUUGAGUCGUUGUACUACUGCUUCGUUACUCUAACGACGAUAGGUUUUGGUGACAUGGUCGCGCUUCAAGACAGCGUCGAAGAGAGAUUCGGAACAUUUUACAUAAGUCUUUCGAUGAUUUUUAUAUUUAUUGGUCUCACUAUUGCUUCGUCGUUUUUGAACCUACUGGUUUUACGGAUGAUGGAGAUACGAAACAAAACGUCAAAGCCGAAAGAACGUUUGCUACCAGGCGCACCGGAAAAUUGUGAAAAUUGUCAGACGGAGUCUUUGAACGAUACCACACAAGUGACCGAUGUGGAUUAUGUCUCGGACUUGCUUCGGCAUUUUGAAGACGAAAUUACGUUUACAACAUACAGGACUAUGUAUAGUCGGAAACGCGCGUCUAUUUGA
This is a messenger RNA of Paramuricea clavata, 7692 nucleotides long. The record is from the annotation of a GenBank genome assembly. NCBI's taxonomy places the organism in Eukaryota, Metazoa, Cnidaria, Anthozoa, Malacalcyonacea, Plexauridae.